Messenger RNA from Xenopus laevis (African clawed frog), 5690 nucleotides. RefSeq names its product protein mono-ADP-ribosyltransferase PARP4 (gene parp4.S). The record is from RefSeq and is a predicted model, not a curated record. Bases 525 to 5582 code for a protein of 1685 amino acids. NCBI's taxonomy places the organism in Eukaryota, Metazoa, Chordata, Amphibia, Anura, Pipidae. The transcript is spliced from 61 exons.
AAAUUUUGUCUCUCUUUUUAUUUCCAAAAUGUUGGGAGGCAUGAGGGUGAGUGCUCUCUUCCGCCUGCUCAAUAAUGUAAAACCUAUUGGUAAAGUCUCUUUUCUCAGAGUCUUUGUUACAUGCUUCUGAGUCAUGCACUUGUCACACAAGGGACGUCCCGUGUGGAGCACUGACCAACAGAAAAGGCGUUUAUUCCUCACUGUUGUUUCUUCCUUCGGUUUCAGCCCUGGCCCCUCCCAUUCCAGGAUUUUUGUGAGUGCUGCAGCUGUUCCUACAUUUCUCUCCUACUUCCUGGUUCUCCACUAAGAAAUCAGUGAUUGUUGCCGUGUUGUGCUCAGCGGGGAGGUGAGACUGAUGCAUUUCUGCUUCCACCAUGUUUGUUCUAUACGGGGCUGCCUAUACCCAGUGCAGAAAGGAGGGGCUAAGGUGGGAGCGGCUGCUGUUGCUUCAUGUGUUUAUAGUGUGUCGGCUGCAGUCUGGCAACUCCCAGUGGAGGAAGACGAACUAAGGAGGAAGCUUUGGGAUGACUGUGGCAAUCUUUUCGGACUGCGUGUUCUUCCUGAAAAUAAAUGAUUUAUCUUUUAAAGAGAGGAAAGCUUUAAAAUCCACAAUAACCUCAAAUAAUGGAGUUAUAUCCUUUGUGCUCAAUCAGAAGUGCACUCAUGUUGUGGUGAACACCAUUGCCUUUUUAAGUGCUUCUCAGCUGAAGACUGUCCAGAAGCAUCAGAUUCAAAUUGUGGACAGUCAUUUUAUAUGGAAAUGUCUGGAAGAGAAGUGUCUGAUUCUGGACUACCAAUAUCUGACUGCUGGUGUCACACCAAGUGAGAAGGAACCACAAAGCUGGCAAGCAGAUCCCGAAAAAACUGUCUUCCCCGAAAAUGUCCCGACACUGCAAAACAAGGAUGAAUUAUGGGACAGGGAUUACAGUGAAUUUGAUUCAGAAACCUUCACCGACCCGCCAGAUACUGAAGUAGCAAAAUACAGUUUCUUCCAUAAAGGUUCCAAUGUGGCAUUUUUGGAGUUACUGUGCUUUCCAGAAUCCUCUUCAUUCCUAUUCAAAAUAUCUAAAGUCAUUUGUGAUUCCAACGGAGCCGAGCCUGACAGCUCCUUUCAGUUUGCGAACACAGCUGAGGCGUCUUGUCAAAAGUAUGAAAAGUGCACUGAAGCUUUAGAAAAACAAGGCUUUAAGAGAGUAAAACGUAUUCCACCAAAGGUUGCCCUGCUGACAUCUGAGGCUCUGCAGAAGGUCCUGCUUGAAGAAGCCAUAAAUGCUACCAAGUUGUCUCCAGUUGUUGGAUAUUUUGUGGAAAGUGUUUGGACUGAGGCUCUUGGCCAUUUGGAUAAAAUCCUCUCGCGUCCUGUAAACAGCAUCAGUCUGAAUGAUGUGAGCAAAGCAGAAGGCAUUCUGCUCCAGGUUAGGAAAGCUCUGGACACAGGAACAGAACCUGGGGACAUAAGUAAAGCAAUGGCUGAGUUCUAUCGGCUUAUUCCCCAUAAGAAACCCAUGCUGGUCAACAUUAACAAGAAACUUUUGUCAACAAAACAAGAUUUGUGCCAGCUUAUCAGAGAUAUGGUCAGUGUAUGUGAAACCAACUUAUCAAAGCCAAACCCAAGUAUCCUUGCCAAAUACCAAGCCUUGCGAUGCCAAAUCGAACACGUGGAGUCCGACACUGAGGAGUUUCAUCAGGUGUCACAGCAAAUAAGGGAGAACAAACACUGUGAGGAGUCAAUUAAAAUACUGAAAAUAUUCCGUGUUGGAAAAUUAAGUGAAGCCACGGGGUUUCAAAGGAAUCUUGGGAAUGUCAAGUCACUGCUUCAUGCAUCUUCUCCAAGUCACUUUGUGGGGAUCCUUUCCCGUGGACUGCUCUUGCCAAAAAAUGUUGAAGAUGAUUUGGGUUUAGAGAGAACUGAUAUUGGAAAUCUCGGAAGCGGAAUCUACUUCAGUGAUUCCAUAAGCACAGGUGUUAAAUAUUCAGAACCCAGUGUAACCAAUGGGGCGCGUCUCUUGCUGGUUUGUGACGUGGCUCUGGGUAACUGCAAAGAUCUCUACAAAAGAGACUUCUCACUUACUGAAGCUCCAAAUGGCUUUGAUAGUGUUCAUGGAGUCCGACAAGUGCCUGGAAGGAAAUCUGAUUUUGAGGAUGAUGAAUUUGUGGUGUACAGCAAAGAUCAGGUGAAAAUGAGAUACGUUGUGCAGUUUUGCACUGCUAAAGACCAAGUCAACAUGGAACAUGACAAACUUCCUGUUUGGGUUGAGCCCACGGAGGAAGAUGUUGGAGAAGAACCAGUCCAGGCAGAAGCAGAUCCCAUGUUGGAGAAUCUGCCUGAACCACGGAGCAUAAAAGGCGGCCUCCAGAGUGUUCAAGGCAACCAGAUCCCUUUGGAAAAUAUUCACGUGAAAGGCAGAAUGAUGGAUUUAGUUGUAGAAGUUAUAAUAUUCCAGACCUACAUAAACAAAUCCUCCGUUCCCAUCGAGGCUAAAUAUGUUUUUCCCCUGGACAGCACAGCAGCUGUGUGUGGCUUUGAAGCAUUUAUAAAUGGAAAACACGUUAUAGGAGAGGUUAAAGAGAAGAAGCAAGCACACCAGGAGUACAGGGCUGCUAUCAGAGAGGGACACGGUGCUUACCUAAUGGACCAGGAUGCCGAUGACAUAUUCACAGUAAGUGUCGGAAACCUGCCCCCAAACGCCACAGUAAUCAUUAAAAUCACUUACAUAACGGAGUUGAAUCUGGAAUAUGAAACAGUGGAUUUCAGCAUUCCUGGUACAGUGGCAUCUUGGCAAAAGGAUAAAGCUCUGAAAGAAAAUACUCAGGAUACAGUAGAAAAAAUCUGUGUUGAAGAAAGUGGUGUGUCAAAGGGUUGUUUCUCUCUGGAGAUGUCUGUCGAGAUGUCUUUCAAAAUUCACAGUAUUAUGAGUUACACUCACAAUAUUCUAAUGAAAAAAACCGAUUGCAAAGCUGUGAUUGCAACUGAAAAAGACAGUUCAUUUGACGACGGGGGGUUUCGGUUGAUAAUUUAUCUAGAACCUACCUUCCUGCAGUCUUCAUGGAACCAGCCAAGAAUGUGGGUGGAAAAACAUCCCGAUGAAGACAGUGAGGCAUGCAUGCUUGUGUUCCUGCCUGAUUUUGAGACAAACAUACAAUCCUGGGAUUUGACCAUCUUACUUGAUUGCUCCAAUUCUAUGGAAUCCACUUUCCAAAGUGCAAAACAGAUUGCUCUGCUUGCAGCCAACUUUUUUAAUUCAUGGCUCAGCAUAAACAUAAUCAGCUUUGGAACAAGUUUUAAGGAAUUUUGCGUCUGUCCAAAAGAGAAGAACAACUUAAUACCAGAGCUGGUGCAGUUUAUUAAAAUGGCCAAACCAAAUAUGGGAAACACAGAACUCUGGAAGCCUUUGCAGUCCUUAUGUUUGCUGGCUCCUUCCUCAGGCACAAUGCAAAAUGUUCUUCUUAUAUCUGAUGGACACAUCCAGAAUGAGAACCGUGUCUUUCAGAUCCUUAAAAAGAAUGCAGGGAAAGUGCGUCUGUUCACCUGUGGUGUUGGUGCAACAGCCAAUCGCCAUAUGUUGCGGUGCUUGGCUCAAUAUGGUGCUGGGUUCUUUGAAUUUUUUGAAGAUAAAUCAAAAUCCAACUGGGAAAAAAAGAUGGAGGCACAGCUGGAAAAAAUGAAUUCCCCUGCAUGCACCAGUGCAUCUGUUAAAUGGGUGCAGUUCAGUGAAAAUGAUCCAGAGCCUGUGCAAGCCCCGGCACAUAUACCGGCUUUGUUCAAGAACAGUUGCCUUCUUGUUUAUGGUUUUGCUCCUCGUUGCACUCAGGCCAAGCUACAAGCAUUAAUCGAUGACAAAGAACUGGACACUAUGGCAUCGACUACCGAAUUACAGAAAACCACAGGAACGAUGCUUCAUAAACUGACUGCAAGGGCUGUUAUUAGAGAUUAUGAAGAUGGGUUCCUGCACGAGAAAGAACAUGAACAUGAGAUGAAAAAGCAGCAGACAAAGUCCUUAAUUAUUGAGCUGAGCAAGAAGUACUCAAUUGUCACUCAGUUUACAAGCUUUGUUGCUGUUGAGAAACGGGAUGCACAAGAGAAACCAAAGGACUAUGUACCAAAUGUACUUGAAAUAAUAUCUGCAGAAGUUGUUGAUAUAUUACCAUACAUGACAUGGGAAACAGAGAAGAAUAAAAAGAUAGGUGUGGAUUUCCCUGGGUGGAAAGAAAACUUUUGUGGUUGCUAUGGAGGUCCUGUAUCAGUGGAUGAAAGGGCAUCAUUGGAUGAAGAAGAAGAAUCAUUGCCUUUCAGCUUUGCACCACCUCCACCUCCAGAUGAAGAAGAAGAAUCAUUGAUCUACAACUCUCCAGCUGUAGCUUUCAGCUUUGCACCACCUCCACCUCCACCUCCGUUGUCUGUUGCCAAGACCUUCGACUCUCCAACUCCAGCUGUACCUUUCAGCUUUGCACCACCUCCACCUCCACCUUUCAGCUUUGCACCACCUCCACCUCCACCUCCUUUGGCUCUUGGCAUGCCUUUCAGCUUUGCACCACCUCCACCUCCACCUCCUUUGGCUCUUGGCAUGCCUUUCAGCUUUGCACCACCUCCACCUCCACCUCCGUUGCCUGCUGCCAAGUCACACUCGACAGAUGAAGUGUACAGUUUGGAUGUGGCACUGUUAGGUGCUCAGCAAGUUUCCGUCUGUGCACCUCCACCUCCACCUCCACCUCCAGGUUCCAUCUGUGCACCUCCACCUCCAGGUUUCAUCUGUGCACCUUCACCUCCAGCUUUUGACGAGCUGCUUCAAGUUCUAGAACAGACACAGUUGGCUGUAUCAAUGAUUGAAACUGAACCAGAGAAAGCAGAGCAUGAGGGGGCUGAUUUCGUCAGGCCUGCUAGAAAAAAGAAAAUCUACUAUAACACAGUGGAGGAGCCAAUGGGAAGACUUCAUGGUUCCAGACGGUGUGUUAGAGGGGAAGAGGUAGCAUUGUCUCAAAAAAGAGAAAGAGCCCCGCCGGUUUUCAACGCCCUUUUAGAUCUACAGUGUGAGGGUUCCGUCUGUGCACCUCCACCUAUACGUUUCAUCUCUGUAACACCUCCAGUAGCAUUGUCUCAAAAAAGAGGAAGAGCCCUGCCUGCUUUCAACGCCCUUUUAGAUCUACAGUGUGAGGAGGGAUACUGGCUGCUGAACGAAGAGCUCGGAUGUCUGUUAAACAUGAAUGUCAAUUACUUGAUAGAGGUGUUUUUAUCAAAAAAUGGCAUUCAGUCUCUUGGGAAGAAAGGAAAAGACGAGGUGCUGAAACUCAUUGCUACCCUCCUGGUGCUGCAAACGAUUUGCACUUAUGAGUUGGUGAAUGUAACAUUUAAGAAUCUGAUGAAGCUGGAUGAAUCAUUUUGCACAAGUCCCUUUUACGAGACAAUUGAGAAAUCCAUGAAAUGGGCACGAAAAAGAGACAAACAAUAUCCCGGCAUCUGUUAUCGACUUGGAUUGGGCAAGGAUUGGGAUUCUGCCACCCGGAAGUUAUUAUCCAUUGAUCCAGUGGAUCCCUCCUCCGAUCUUUUCCCUGCUGUUGAGUCAUCUGUAGAAUCUAUUGUUUAAAUAAUGUCUUAUUAUUUUAUAUAAUGGUUUUUUGAGGGGGGCUUUAAAGGGAUUCUGUCAUGAUUUUUUUUAUUUCUAAAUUACAUUGUUUACACUGCAAAUAAUUCA